CUGAACACCUUAGCACGCUCAUUCCACCACCUCAGGACAACCCCUGUUUGACCUCUUCACCCAGAAUGGAUCCCUGUGAGGAGAACGUGUACGAGAACCCAGAGUUAACCUACCAGAACCAGUCCUCAGGUAUAUACGAUGUGACGUGCGAGACACUGAAUGAGACGCUGUGUGAGGCGCCAUACGAGACGCCCCCAGACCUGACAUCAGAGUACGAGAAAACUGGAAGGGCCAUAGGACAAAUACCGGCACCCCCUUCUCCCCCCCCACCUAAAUCUCCCAUGGAGGAGAGGCGAAGCAGUUCCUCCUCUUCUUCAUCCUCCUCAUCCUCCUCAUCUUCCUCACAUGCUGGGGAUGAAGAGGAAGGGAAAAUGGAGGGCUUGAACAGGGAGGAGGAGAAAGAGGAGAAGCUCGAGGUGGAGAAGAGCAGCAAAGACCUGAACUGGGAGAGGAGGUCUCCAGAAGCGGAGUUGGACGGGGGGAACUCAUCACGCAGAUCCUCAUCCUCAUCAUCAUUUUCAUCAGCCUCUGAGAAGGAGGGCACUGAGAAGAAGCCAGAGCCUGAAAAGGAUGAAAUGAAAGUCUCACUUUUUGUUAAGGCUGGGAUUGAUGGCGAGAGCAUCGGAAACUGUCCCUUCUCUCAGCGCCUCUUUAUGAUUCUCUGGCUGAAAGGUGUAGUCUUCAAUGUCACCACUGUUGACCUCAAGAGGAAACCGGCAGACCUUCACAACCUGGCCCCAGGGACACACCCGCCUUUCCUCACCUUCCAGGGGGAGGUUCUCACUGAUGUCAACAAAAUUGAGGAGUACCUCGAGGAGAAGCUGGCUCCACCAAAGUAUCCCAAACUUGCAGCAAAGAACCGUGAAUCCAACACAGCAGGAAAUGACAUAUUUGCCAAGUUCUCAGCUUACGUAAAAAACACAAGACCAGAUAAAAAUCGAGCAUUAGAGAAGAGUCUAGACAAGGUCCUGGCUAAGCUGGACGAGUAUCUGAUUAGUCCGCUACCUGAUGAGGUUCAGGCGGGACGCCACAGUGGUGAGGGAGAAUCCAACCGCAAAUACCUGGACGGAGACGAACUGACGCUGGCUGACUGCAACCUUCUACCCAAACUUCAUGUUGUAAAGGUGGUUGCGAAGAAAUACAGAAACUAUGACAUCCCGUCUGAAUUCAGAGGGGUGUGGCGUUACCUUGGCAACGCCUACAGCCGAGAGGAGUUCACCAAUACGUGUGCGGCUGAUGUGGAAAUCGAGCUAGCCUAUAAGGAUGUAGCUAAGAGACUUGGAAAAUGAGUGCAUCACAACCACACAAGUCACUAAUGUACCUUUUUAACUUUUUGGAAAAUCUACCAAAGCAUACUUCUGACAAAAAUUACACUCUUUACAAAGGAAGGAUGAGUUGAAAUGUUGCACAGUGUUAUGGUGUAUCAAAGAAAAGACACAUUUUCAUAUUUUAAAGGUGCUGUGUAGAAUCUCAAGUCUGACUGACUAUAAAACACGGAAGGGGCUGAAAAUUGUUUGGGUAUUGUGAUAGCACAGCUAAUAUUUCUCAAAAAAGAAUUUGAUUUUUAUUUAGUCAGGAAAAGAGUUUGCAAAUGACCGCUAAACCCCUCCCCCGAACAGUGAUUGUCAAUUCAUAGCAAAUGUAGCAAGCAGGUCUAUCCACCGAGCCUUGCUUUAGAUUUCUCAGCACGUCAUGUGCAUUGGGCUGUUUUAAGAUUGAUAUUCUGCACGUGGUGUCAUUUCUUUUAGUCUUUCCAAAACCAAUAAUUCGUAAAUAAUGGAUUAAACAGAGUGUUUCUGCUUUAAUGUAAGCUAAAAUUGUUUGCAUGUCUGGCUAACUAGCUUACUAUCUAACUCAGCGUUACUACCAAGGCCAAGGAGCACCGUUGUGAACUACAUUAGCUUGUGGGGUUACAGAUUACAUAAAGCUCCUUCACAUCACGUCGGUUAGUCCUUACCCUGAAAGCCUUUCCUGAAACGUGCUACUGUUUGAAAAUAUGAAAAACAAUGUAAGCUAAUCAGCCGAGUCAAGUCAGCCAAAACAAUAAACCCGGAGCUAAUGCUAGCUGGAUUAGAUAGCUGGCUACUAGCAUCAUUUCAGCGGGCUAAAUCGAGAGUUGCUGGCUAGAGCUGAAAAGCCUGAGUUUGUCUGCUUCUCUGUGAAAUCAAGGGCCCAUUGUUUCAGAAAUUACUAAGAAUUUUGAGUGGUAAAAUCUGCCACUGUCACCUAUGUAAACGGCAUGUGUCAUGCAAGAAUGGAAAGCUUGAAAAUUAGCAGUAACUUAAGUUAGUGGAGCUUAACAAAUGGUUAAAACUUUAAAAUAAAACAUUGUUUGUGACAGCAGAUCCCCAGUCAGCCAAUGAUGGAGGUUGUUUUCUCCUGAGCUCUACUGAAGUAUUACUCUGCUCACAGUUAAUCUGCUAAUUAAACCCUAAUGAUUUCAAGUUGGGAAUUUAUUUUACAUAUAUGUAAUAGGAAUAAUGGGAUUCAUAAUGCAGUUUUAUUAUUUGACCUGUCUUCUUGUUUCUGUGGAUUAUGUUUAAUUAUAUGAUUUGUUAUUGAAUUGCUAGUGUUAUUGGAAAAUACUGUUAAGAAUGUGUUUCAGCCAAAGUGAUUUGUCUUUUAUUGGGGCAGUUUGAGGUUUGUGGACUUUAUAGACUCCUUUUCUUAAUGAGACAAUGACUUACUAGUUCAAUUUUGGGUUUAUUCACCUGCUUGAACUGCGUAAUGAAAUUCUUUGGAGAAUACUAAUCUCUUUUACAACACAGUUCCCUUACUUUUACAGUCUCACACCUCAGUGUAUGUCUAGUCAGUCUUUGUCUGAAUUGUUCCCAGUCUCACAGUGUAUUUCAGAUUAAAACUAUAUAUUCAAGUUUAUUGCCAUUCAAGAAAAGAAAAAUCAUGCAAAUAAACCAAGUUUGCCCCAGCUGUCAUUUUAUUCAGUGCAUACCGAUGGUAGUAAAUGUAAUUUUACUAGUUCACUAGUGCCUUAGCAGGAAUCAAGCUGUCCUCUGCCUUCAGCUCUUUGUGUCUGUACAGUAAAUUAUAUAUGUUUGAAUAUAGUAUGAAUGUGAAUCAUUCUCCUGCCCCGUGGAGCUGUGUGAUGAUAAUAUAAUAAUAAUAUAAAUUGAAUUUUUCUGUAAAUGAUUUUAGCUCAUCUAUAUUCACAUUCUUUCUGAUGAUUAGAACCAUGAACCCACUGUGUACAUGUUGCUCAUUGAAUAAUAAAUCUAUUUUCUCAGAGACUGA
This is a messenger RNA of Micropterus salmoides (largemouth bass), 3249 nucleotides long. It is a transcript of the gene clic5a, whose product is annotated as chloride intracellular channel 5a. Lineage: Eukaryota; Metazoa; Chordata; Actinopteri; Centrarchiformes; Centrarchidae. The transcript has 6 exons. Bases 66 to 1289 code for a protein of 407 amino acids. The record is from RefSeq and is a predicted model, not a curated record.